UUUUCCUGUCUACAUAUUUCAAUUCUCCUUCAUUCAAACACAUAUAAGCCUAUAAACAAUCCAAGAAUCAAAUUUAUACACCUCCAUGACAAGUCAAUGCAUGCAUCCAUCUGUUGAAAACAAAAAACAUGACACAUGAUUUCAAGACAGUGGUUACCUAUAUAUAACAAAUGUUACAACAAAAAUGUUCAAGAAAUAUCCAAAAUAGUAAAUGGAAGAGGCACAUAAGGGAGGUGAAGAAGUAAAGUACAGGGGUGUGAGGAGAAGGCCAUGGGGAAAAUAUGGAGCAGAGAUUAGAGACCCUACAAAGCCAACUGGAAGACAAUGGUUAGGAACAUUUGACACAGCUGAGGAAGCUGCUAGAGCUUAUGAUUGUGCUGCCAUUCGUUUGAGAGGUGCUCUUGCCAUUCUUAAUUUUCCUGAUGAAUACUAUUUUCAUCUUUCUUCUUUAUCGCAGUCAUCGUCGUCGUCAUCGUCUGCAACUUGCUCUAGAGAGCAAAAGGAAGUAAUUGAGUUUGAGUAUUUGGAUAACAAGGUUUUGGAAGAUCUUCUUGGGUCAUCUAAUGAAGAGAAUGAUGAUUAACAUUGAUCUAUACUCUUUUUCGAGUGACAUAAUUUUACAAAUAAUGGUUAAUUUAUUAGAGAAUGAGAGAAUUUGUUAACAACAAUGUCUGGACUUAUAGGUAGACUACAUUUUUUC
Molecule: messenger RNA, 700 nt
Organism: Lathyrus oleraceus (garden pea)
Lineage: Eukaryota; Viridiplantae; Streptophyta; Magnoliopsida; Fabales; Fabaceae
Product: ethylene-responsive transcription factor ERF098-like
Exons: 1
Coding region: 212-583 (123 amino acids)
Biological process (GO): ethylene-activated signaling pathway; regulation of DNA-templated transcription
Molecular function (GO): DNA-binding transcription factor activity; DNA binding
Source: RefSeq, a predicted model, not a curated record